CUCUCUGCUCUGUCCAUAUGUCAAAGUCUUUGUGUUCCUGGAGCCGCGAGGCGACCGAAGGGAAAAACAGCUGGACGCGCCGCUGCCCUCCAGCCCCGCACACCGGCUCUCUCCUCCGGCUGCCCACCCUCACCUAGACACGCAGGUCGCGAGGCCGAUGAUGCGGCGUAAAGAUGGAGGCUCCUGAGUACCUGGACCUGGACGAGAUCGACUUCUCCGACGAUUCAGCGUACUCUGUCACGUCUCUGAAGAACAUCCCAGAACUGUCCAGAAGGAGCGAUGGUCCGGCCGAGGAGAGACCAGCUCCGGCCAUCACCUGGAGCCGAGGAGGCUCCGCCCACGGCGGCGGAGGAGGAGUCAAACCGGCGGGACUCGCCGAGGUCCACAGUAAGUUCCGUCCGGUGAAGCGGGUCUCGCCCCUCAAGCACCAGCCGGAGGCCACAGACUCCGACUCCGACGGCAAGGCCCAGAACCGGGGACCGGGUCCGGGCGAGCAGAACGAGGCCGGGAAGGAAGAUGGCGGCGGCUCCGAGAAGCAGAGCGGCGCCUCCACGUCGUCGGAGGCGCCCGGAGGGAAGGCGAAGGGCGGCGGGAGCAACCCUCAGGUUCUGUUCGGGGAGCUGGAGCACUACGACCUGGACAUGGACGAGAUCCUGGACGUGCCGUACAUCAAGUCCAGUCAGCAGAUGUCCACGCUGCCCCGCGUCCCCCACGACCGGCGCCCGCCACCCGGAGGAGGAACCCUGGAGAGGAGCCGAGGAGGAGGCCCGAGGAGCGCCGCGCUGUCCCACAACGAGCCUCUGGUUCUGGGCGGCAGCUCGCAGACGCCGUACUGUGUUCUGUCCCCGGUGAAGUGGUCCGACCUGAGGAAGUCCAAGUCCAUGGAUCCAGACCUCCACCACCUGCACCGCUCCCCGGGGGGCGGGGCUUACCAGCCGGAGCCCCCCUCCUCGGGCCUCCUCAGCUGCUCCUCCUCCCUCUCCUCCUUCUCUGACGCAGACAAGCUGCUGUCGGCCCGCGUCUUCCCGGACUCCCAGAGCCAGCGUUUGGGGGCGGAGCCUCCGGGGGGGCUGGCGUUCCCCCUGGCGACGUGCGGCGUGGGCAAACAGGACGCCUCCAAGGCCUGGGCCGCCGCGGCCGGAGGCGCCGGCCUGAGGGGGUUUGGGGGAGCGGGCGGGGAGGUGGACGAGGAGGCGAAGAAGAACCAGAACAUCAUCAACAUCGUCAGAGAGGGACAGAUCUCGCUGCUGCCUCACCUGGCCGCCGACAACCUGGAGCUGAUCCGCGACGACGACGGGAACAACCUGCUGCACGUGGCCGCCUCCCAGGGCCACGCCGACUGCCUGCAGCACCUCACCUCCCUGAUGGGCGAGGACGGCCUCAACGAGCGCAACGCCCAGCAGCUCACCCCCGCCGGCCUAGGGGUCAAGAACGGCCACCUGGAGUGUGUGAGGUGGAUGGUGAGCGAGACGGAGGCCAUAGCCGAGCUGAGCUGCACCAGAGAGCAUCCCAGUUUGAUCCAUUAUGCCGCUCGCUACGGACAGGAGAAGGUCCUGCUGUGGCUGCUUCAGUUCAUGCAGGAACAGGCCAUCUCCCUGGACGAGGUGGACCAGAACGGAAACACGGCCGUCCACGUGGCGGCUCACUACGGCCACCUCACCUGCAUACAGACUCUGGUGGAGUACGGCUCCAACGUGACCAUCCAGAACCAGCAGGGGGAGCGGCCGUCCCAGAGUGCCGAGCGGCAGGGCCACACCACCUGCGCCCGCUACCUGGUGGUGGUGGAGACCUGCAUGUCGCUGGCCUCGCAGGUCGUUAAGCUCACCAAGCAGCUCAACGAGCAGGCGGCAGAGAGGAUCGCCCUGCAGAAACAUCUGCAGAGACUGAUGGACCCCAACAAGGCGGAGGGGACGCCGUCCAGAUCACCCAGUUCCCAUCAGCCCUUGGGGGAGGCGUGUCCAGAGAUGCUGCUGACGGCGGAGGGGACUCCUGGAGACGGACACUGGCUGGUGCGUCAGGGAGGCGUCGGUCCCGACUCGGUGCUGCGGCAGCUUCUGGGGAAAGACGCGUCCGACGGCGUCUGCCCCAGACUUCAGCCUGGGGCCGGCCUGAGCAGAGACGGCCCCGGGGCCCCCGGGGGCCACAGGACAGGCCUGCUGGAGCGCAGAGAGCUCAAGCUGGCCAGACUCAAACAGAUCAUGCAGCGCUCCCUGAGCGAGUCCGACUCGGAGACGUAUCCCCCGGAGGACGGGAAGCAUCAAGGCGCCCCGCGACCCGACAGGCCGUCCCACCUGCCGAUCGCAGAAGAAGAACCGCCGUCCAACCACCUCCACCAGGUGGCGAGGAAGCAGCCGCCCGCCUCCGCCGCUGAGCGGAAGCUGACCUUCGCCCUCAGCGGGUCGAAGUCCGUGGACAGCAUCGGGUACAACCCGUCGCCCACGUCCAGCGACCCCGACGCCGCCGACGGCAAGACGCCAGAGACCCCCGCCGACGGCCAGAAAGCCGCCACCAGCCCCAAGAGCGCCCUGAAGUCCCCGUCGUCGCGCAGGAAGACCUCGCAGAACCUCAAACUGAGGGUGACCUUCGACGAGCAGGUCCACAGGAGCUCCACCCAGGAGCCGGAGACCAGCAAAGGGCCUCAGGGGAAGGAGAGGACUCCGGCGGGGGCCGCAGAGAGCAAGAGGCCCUUCGGCACGUUCCGCUCCAUCAUGGAGACGCUGAGCGGAAACUCCAACCACAGCAACAACAACACCAGCAGCCAGACUGGCUCCGCCAAUCAGAACUCGCCUGGCAGGAGGUCCGACAGUAAGGCGGGCGCCGGGGGCGGAGCCAGAGGAAAGAGCAGAGUCAGCAACGUCUGAGCAGGAAGUGGCUGCAGGGAGGCAGAGAACAUGAGAACCGUUCUGGUAGCUUUAACGUCCAACAUAAGAUAAGAUCUCACACUGGAGAAAUUCACUAACCUGACUCCGCCAGAUAGAUUUGCUCCGCAUAUCCAUCUGGAAACCUUCCGUUGAAGCAGGGGCGGUUCUAG
Fundulus heteroclitus (mummichog) is the source of this 3031-nucleotide messenger RNA. RefSeq names its product synuclein, alpha interacting protein. The record is from RefSeq and is a predicted model, not a curated record. Bases 174 to 2861 code for a protein of 895 amino acids. The transcript has 12 exons. Lineage: Eukaryota; Metazoa; Chordata; Actinopteri; Cyprinodontiformes; Fundulidae. Gene Ontology annotation, molecular function: ubiquitin protein ligase binding.